ACUCAUACAAUGAGAGUCUAGUACCCCCGCAAUUCCCGUGCCUCCGUGUAGGCUACAGCUCGGACGGACAAAUGAUUGUCAAUGGAAUACUUGACACAGCCCAGCUAGAAUCACUAUCAGUUUGUGUGUUCGCUCCUCAGCGUUUCUUACCCGUGUCUUUACAGUUUCGUUAUUUUCAGAAUUGACCAAAAUGUAGGCUAACCAUCUGUUUUUGAUCAGGACGAGGGGAACGGGGGAUUUUUUUUUUUUUGCUAAUGUAAAAAAAAAAAUCAUGUCGUGAGUCGCUGGAAGUUUCGUGUAUUUUCCCAAUAUAACCUUCUGUUUUGGUGAUGACUCGUCCACGUUGAAUACAUAGUUAGUAUUCGUCGCAAAGUGUGGUAGGUUAUUUUAUGAUCAUAUGUGUAAGCUACUCAUUGUAAACGCAAUUUGCGUAAAACGCUUCUAGUCAAUUUACCUACUAAAAUGCUAUUGUUCGUGAUAUAUUUAAGUUUUCGUCCUUUCUGAUUUCCUGUCGAAUUACAGGAGACUGAAGUAGGUUAGGGUAUUCACGUUGCAUGUGGUGUAGUCGGAACCGAAUAGUCGGUCAUCAAAUCAGUAAAGGACCUCGUGGGGACUUGUUCUUAUCCCAUUCAGGUAAUAGUGGCAAAUAUGCUAAAGUAAUAUAUAUUUUUUGUAAAUAUAUAUUUUGUAUGAUUAGCAUUCCUAGUCAUUAGAUAGCUGUUUAAUAUUCGAUGUUUUUAUUGUGGUCUCUGUAAAAACACGGGUAACCGUUUUUGAUAGAACUUCUUGCGGGGUGCCAGAGGGCAUGGGAGAAGCAACUCCCGCACAGCCCGCAGCAGGAGGGUUCGUACCAAUGUUAGGUCUUGGUAUGGUGGGCUCUAUGCCAGGCGGGGGGGUUGCGGGGCCGCUCGCGACCUCCCGGGGCUCUGCCGUCCCGCAGCUUCACAGCGCCAUAGUGGAACGGUUACGCGCGCGGAUAGAACUGUGUCGAAGGCAUCACUCCACCUGUGAGAACCGGUACCAGCGAGGCCAGGCCGAGAACUCUGACCGGGAACACGAGAGUACUCUUCACCUGCUGAACAUUGUGCAUCAGGGACCCGGGAAUAGGAAAACCAAGGGGAACCGGGCUUCGAACCAACAACCUCCAGACUACAGCAGAGUUAAUGGAGAACAGAAAUCCCAGAGCUCCUCAGCGGGAGACCAGAAGAUCUCAACACGAAUAGCACUCCAAGGGUCUCUGAGGAGGAAGAUCGAGGGCCAUACUCCUGGCUACUCCUCUCAACAGAAUGGCCUGUCCUGUGGGCCGUCGGGGCUGGACUUUAAACGUGUCCGUCUGGAGGGGGGCAGCGGCGGUUUGGGUGGGCCCUGUUCCUUCAACUCACAGUCCAUAGGAGGCGACGCAUCGUCCAUAGGCCACACCCUAAACAGGAAAAACAACAACAGCAGCUACAUGAUGCCCCAUGGGGUCAUGAACUCUGACCUCAUCAACAUGACCCUGAAGGAGAUGAAGAAGGAACCUAUAGACCAUGUUACUUCCUGCGGCCAGAGGUCUACUGAGAUGAUGGUGUUCAGCAGCCAGAUCGACCCGGAGCUUCAGGAUCUGUUCGACGAGCUGACCAAGACCGUCCCGUCUCUGCACGACCAGGAGUUUGAGAAGAUGCUGAAGCAGGACGAUACGUUCGGCCUGGCGGAUCUGGAGCGCAGUGCGGCUACCCUCUGCUCCCACCUGGAGAAGCCCAUCAAGACAGAGUACUCCUCUCCAGACUACGGCCAGACACAUGGCCAUGGUGGCUCCUCACAGCUCCGCCCGGCAUCCACUGGUCCCUCCUUCACCAUGUCCAGCUCCUCCCCCAUCACCAACCAGAAGAGCCAAGGCCAGGGGCCCUCAGGGCUGGCUGGACCCCCCAGCAGAGGUCUCCCUGGCUGGCCUGAGGUGUCCCAUGCAGAGCAGCUAAAGCAGAUGGCAGCCAACCAGAACCAGCAGCAGCCCAACCCCCAAGCCCUGCUCCACCACCAACAGCCACACCAACAGGCUCAGGCUGGAGGGGGAGGAGGACCAGGGACCAGUUGGAACACGCAGCCCUCCUCCAGCUCCUUCCCCCAGGACAAGCUCUCCAACCCGGCCUCAAUGGGCCAGAGGAUCACCCCCCAGACCUCCAUGGACAGUCAGGGUAAAGGCAUAAACAACUGUCUGUUCAAGCCCAAUGGACACAACACCUCCAGCCACCUGGAUAUGAAGGUGCUCAGCAACAAACCAAUGCUCCACUUCAGCCCCAAAGCAUCCCAGCAACCCUCCACUAUGGCAGGUCCACUGAGUAAGACUACAGCCCAUCAACAACAACAACAGCCGUCCACCUCAGCCCAGAACUUGAACACGAACCACCCAGUUCAUAACUACCAGAACCCACAGCAGCAACGGCCCAUGUCUGGGCCUCCUCACUUGCAGCCCAAGUCUCUGGCCCAGAGAACCCCUCUCAGCCAGCAUGGAGCUGGACCUGGGCUCCACUUUAAACUGGCUCAACAACGACAGAUGCCUCCUGGGCCUCGUCUGCCCACCAACGGCAGCCUAGUGGGGAUGUCAGCCCAGACCCAGGCCCAGGCCAACCAACGUCCCCCUGCCCCUGGCUCCAACACCCAGCAGAAACCCCCAGGACCAGGGAAGACCCAGGUCAUGCAGAGACAGCUAGCCCAGCAGCAGCACAUCAUCAAUGACUCUGACAAAAUCAAUAGUAGCCAGGAUCUGUUUAACCGUCAUCUAACCAGACCACCACCAGACUAUAAACAGCCCAGAGGAAUGGUCCAACCUACAGGCCUUUUCACAGGUAUGAGUUCUUCCCAGUCGUUGUCGACCAACGGGUCUGACCAGAGUGACCUUCUAUCCAUGUCCUGCCACAUGCCCAGUGGCCCGGGAUCCAAGAUGACCCCUCCUCCCACGGACUGGAGGUUUGGAAGAGGUCCCCACACUCACCAGAUCCAACAGCACAACAACCAGACCAAGAUGGGACUCGGAGUCGGAGGAGGACUCAACCAAAACAAGUCCAGGUUCCCUGGUCCUCCCAACGGCCAGGGUAAUGGGUUUGAGGUGGGUGGUCUUACCAGUGUACAACAUCCCUCAAGGACAUCAGUAGGCCAGCAGGGUGGAGGGAUGCCCAGUCAGGGGCAGGGUCUCGGGCUGGGGGGUGUGAUGGGCUGGCCUCCUGGAGCUAAAGCUCCCAUCAUGGUCCCUGGGUCUCUCGGGGUAAGGCAGCCCCCGAACUCACUCCAACCACAGGGGGCCCAUUCCCAGUCUCAGCUCGACAUGUCCAGCCACCAGUACCCUCCUGGCCCCCGGCACAUAGGCCCUGGCCCACCCAACCAGGUGGCACCAGAAAUUGGCAUGCUGCCUCUGAACCCAGGCCUCCGCAACUCCACCACCACCACCAACCCCAGACCCAGCCAACCCAUGAUGCCUCCUCUGCCAGGGCUACCAAGCCUCAACCAGGCCUCUCCGGAGCAGAGGGUUCCCGCUGGGGGCAGCACCAUCGGGGUCUUCCCACCACAUAACCACAACCCUGGGGGAAGCUACCAGACCCAGAACAGCCGGGCUGUUAACCGACUGACCUUUGAAUUCCUCCAGGAGGGAGACAACACCGUCCCAGGGAUCAACACUGACUCAGACUUCAUCGACUCGCUGCUGAAGUCUGGAUCCGGCAACGACGACUGGAUGAAAGACAUCAACCUCGAUGAGAUCCUGGGCAGUCACUCAUAAAAUGACCUCGAUGAGAUCCUGGGCAGUCACUCAUAAAGUGGGAUGAUGUGGGAUUGCAUAAAUAGGGCCCAGAGUUUUCCCAUGCAGCUCUCAUGAAUUCAGGUUCAUUCCAGAGAGUUUUUCUCUUCUAUUCUCAUGAAUUCAGGUUCAUUCCAGAGUUUUUCUCUUCUUCAAGUCUCAUGAAUUUGGGUUCAUUCCAGAGAGUUUUUCUGUAGAACAAUUCCACAGAAUUGGUGGCCAGUUUUUCAAUCAAAACAUUCCAUAGAAUUGGAAGCGCUGGUCAGGAGUUUUUCCAGGUUAGAUGGGCCAUGUGGUGUGGAAAAACUCCUGGCCUUAAUUAUAGGCUCCAACUAGAGCCAGGAGCUCCUCCCUCUUCUGGUCAGGAUAAACUCCAGGACCCAUCCAUAAAGACUGAUAACUGCAAACGCAGAACUUUCCCCAUACAGAGACUAUGGAUGGCCUUGGGAGUGCAUCCCAAAUGGCACCCUAUUCCCUUUAUAGUGCACUACUUCUGACCAGGAUCCAUAGGGCUAUGGUUGAAAGUAGUGCACUAUAUAGGGAAUAGGGUAUCAUUUGAAACACAGACCAUGAAUGGCCAUGAGUCAGAAUUCACCUAAAGGGAUUACAUUUGCAAAGCUAUAAUGUCAUUUUGUAAACCCAAUAUAUAAUUUGAUAUCUAAUUGUACUUUUUGUGUAUUCCUGUGAAGAAAUAUAUAUUCUGUAUAAUAAUAUUUUAGUACAUUAUAAAGGUUAAUUGAAUAAGAAGAUUCUCUGACAGCGUCUUGACCUGAUUCUGAAUAUAUUCUAUCAAACCUUUCUCUUUUCAUAACAUGGGUGUCGUCCAAAAAUGUCACCCUAUUCCAUACAUAGUGCACUACCCAGUCUUCAUUAUGUAGGGGAUAGGGUGUCAUUUCUGACACAGAUAUGGGAGGUAGUGUACUGCUAGUGACUAGAGCCAUGUGGGCCCUGUAAUACAUGGGGUAGAGGGGUCCAACCAUGGU
Oncorhynchus kisutch (coho salmon) is the source of this 4749-nucleotide messenger RNA. RefSeq names its product mastermind like transcriptional coactivator 2 (gene maml2). Gene Ontology annotation, molecular function: transcription coactivator activity. Lineage: Eukaryota; Metazoa; Chordata; Actinopteri; Salmoniformes; Salmonidae. Gene Ontology annotation, cellular component: nucleoplasm; nuclear speck. The coding region runs from base 806 to 3748 and encodes 980 amino acids. The record is from RefSeq and is a predicted model, not a curated record. The transcript has 5 exons. Gene Ontology annotation, biological process: Notch signaling pathway; positive regulation of transcription of Notch receptor target.